AUGAAGCAAAUGCGCAGAGGAACCUGUGAAGGCGCAAACGUCAACACCAAGAUCAACACCACCAAGACCAACACCACCCCCAACACUACUAACAGCGCAAUGAGAAGCUUCCAUAAUGCCAGCUUAGUACUCACCAUCCUGCUCGUCUUUUCCAUCACGUCCUGCACAGGUGUCCCAAUGUUCCUAAAUCCAUCUACUGUAGAGCACGACCAGCUUCAAAAUCAGAUAGACAAUGUGUGCUUAUCCUUCCGCUCUGAAGAACAACCCCUCAGGAUGUACGACUUAUUGCAGGACCUGUGUGGAGUAAUGCUGGGUGUGCUUCAAAAAACUGAAGACCUUUCAGCUCGAGAGACCAGUAAAAGAUUUUUAUUUCAUUACACUAAGACGAAUACUGGAGUGCCUGAUGGGACGUCUGCUGUGUUCCACCCGCUCCUGCAGCUCAUACCCCAGCUCCAUAGCAGAAGACGCAGAAGAGUACAUGACAACCUGCAGGCCCUACGCACUAUCCACAGCAGAGGACAGUUCAUUUAUCGGCCCCGUAAUGGAAGACGAUCAACAGAAUAUGUGUAAACAUUAUAAAGAAUAACAGCUGUACAGACUAAAUGAAGAACCAGAAACCCCCAGACCCAUUUCUUGGAUUCUUGGAAGUGCCCACUAAACCUUCCUCUAUAAUGUAUAAUGUUGCUUAAUGUACAUAAAAAUCUAAAUAAAGUGUUUAUAAAGCCUU
This is a messenger RNA of Trichomycterus rosablanca, 727 nucleotides long. It is a transcript of the gene nmu, whose product is annotated as neuromedin U. Gene Ontology annotation, molecular function: neuromedin U receptor binding. NCBI's taxonomy places the organism in Eukaryota, Metazoa, Chordata, Actinopteri, Siluriformes, Trichomycteridae. The coding region runs from base 1 to 570 and encodes 189 amino acids. The record is from RefSeq and is a predicted model, not a curated record. The transcript has 10 exons. Gene Ontology annotation, biological process: regulation of smooth muscle contraction.